Messenger RNA from Rhagoletis zephyria (snowberry fruit fly), 960 nucleotides. RefSeq names its product gamma-aminobutyric acid receptor subunit beta-1-like. Gene Ontology annotation, molecular function: extracellular ligand-gated monoatomic ion channel activity. Gene Ontology annotation, biological process: monoatomic ion transport. The record is from RefSeq and is a predicted model, not a curated record. Gene Ontology annotation, cellular component: membrane. Lineage: Eukaryota; Metazoa; Arthropoda; Insecta; Diptera; Tephritidae.
CACGUGCACAUGCAAGAGCAGUGGAUGCGACAAGAAUAGGAAAACGAAGAAGAAGAAGCAGUCGCAGUAGCAGACGGACCGUGAAAGUGAAUUGGGAUUUUGGGGACAAAUGCGGGAGCGACGCGAUGAAAGCGUUUGCGAAAAGUGAAAUUAAUUUUCGUCUGCAACUGUGAAGCUGAAAUUCGUAAUCGGAUCGGAGUGGUUAGUGGUAGUGGCGUUAAUGGUGUCGAAUGGUCGGUCGUUAAAGAUUGUCAAGAAGUACAAAAAAAAAUUAAACAACAACAACAACGAGAAAAGCAACGAACGGAAAAAUGAAGCGUACGGGUCUGUUAAUGAGGCUCAACACUGAAGCAGCAACGAAAUAAUUAACAAGAAAAUCAAAACCAGUGCGAAGUUCAACUUUCGAAAGCAAAAAAUGCAAGAACACAACUUCAACGGACUAUUCGCAUGACAUACGCAAUAUAGGCAAAAAAAAACACACACACACUCACCACACAACUAAAUAUCGCUCAUCACUACCACGACCAACAUCGGGAUAUCACGUAUGACCGCCAACUCAGCAAUCACACAACGAAGUACAACAACAAAAACACGAUAAUGUGUAAAACGAAUGGAAGCAACAGUAGUAGAGGCAGAAGAAAAUCGCAAGAGUGCAGCUGCAGCAGCAGCAGAAGAACUAGCCUGAGUGGGAGUGGUGUGAUAAGCACUCGGCGAACGGGCUAUUGCACGCUGCUACUUUUAGUCAUACUCACAUUGGUGCACAUUCCCAGCGCGAGAUGCAAGCGAAAAGAAAUGGCUGCUGGUCGCCUGGAGAAUGUCACACAAACUAUCUCAAAAAUCCUGCAAGGUUAUGAUAUACGACUGCGUCCGAAUUUUGGAGGCGAGCCAUUGCAUGUGGGUAUGGAUCUUACCAUUGCGAGCUUUGAUGCCAUUUCUGAAGUCAAUAUGGUAAGUGUAUAA